CACACUGUAGAUACCAACAAUGACUGCUGACAGGUGGAUUUUCCUUUUAGCCCUUUGCUUCAUGUGUGUGUCUUCAAAUGAUGAAGAGUACUGUGAGAUUAUAAACGAGUACUUUGAGGAGUACAUUUCGGAUUCUGGUAUCCAGCAGCAUUUUUGUAAGACGCACAAACUUAGCGCUCCACUUGGCUCCUCUGUGCUCCUACCAUGCAACUUUUUAAAUAGUAGCCUCAACUGGGUGUCAUGGGCCCACAUUCCUGGGGAGGACCUGGUCCACCUCACAUCUAAAGGCCGUAUUAAGUUCCUGGACCCCAGAAACGGCCGGGUGAAAGCCUUUCCAAACCAGGGCUUAGAGGGCAACUACUCCAUCUGCAUCGAUGACCUUAAAAACUCUGACCUGGGGUGUUAUCGCUGUAGGCAUGGACAAGACUGUCUGCAAGUGGUAUUGGUUACUGAAUCAGGUGCACUGAACGAAGAGAUGAGGCUACUGAUUUACAUCUGUGUUGGUGGCGUUGUUUUCUUCCUGCUUAGUGUCGGAGGCUACUUCUGCAUGAAAGGCAUAUUGCUCUGUAAUAACAGAACACAGGACAAUACGAACAAUCCUGCAGGUAUUGAGGGUGUCACUGCUCCACCUGAGAAAACAGCCCGAGUGCCAGUACAUGAACAGCAGAGAGGAGCAGAAAAUCUUGUUUAUGAAAAUGAUGACCAAGACCCAGCCAACCAGCAGGGUGACCCCACCAGAAAUCAUAUCAGUCCACCAGGAGUUCUGCCUGAUUUGGACAGGACUCAGCCCACCCAAAGCAUUUAUCCAAGCUUGAACCAGUGUCACCCUGAGAGGAUGGAAAAUCAGCAAACUAAACACAGAUUUCAUACAGAACUCUUCAGCAGAUUACGUCAAGCAAGUCUCAGUCGGCAUUAUUAUGUUAACCAAUCUGAAAUCAGCAAGCAACAAGCCACGUCAACUCAGGCGGAGAAUCAUCGCAGAGGAGGUCCCGGGAAGAAGAAAGCCAAAGAAAACUGUGAAUACAAAAACCCGAUUUACAACAGGAGCACGGACCAGCUCAACCAACUGUAACGAAGAACAGAGUUUAAACAGCUGUCAAGAUAUUUUCAGUGUCAACAUCCUUUCACAAUGAUACUUAUUGACAUAAAUAGCUUAAACUUGAUACAUGUCUUAUUGUAUUUGUUUGUUUUAUAAUUGCACUGUAUUUCAACACCUGUACAUCUAAUAGACAAUGAGUGCUGUUUAGUAAAGUUCAUCAAAUAAAGAUCAAAUCAAGAA
Messenger RNA from Siniperca chuatsi (mandarin fish), 1279 nucleotides. RefSeq lists its product as uncharacterized. The transcript is spliced from 11 exons. NCBI's taxonomy places the organism in Eukaryota, Metazoa, Chordata, Actinopteri, Centrarchiformes, Sinipercidae. The coding region runs from base 20 to 1072 and encodes 350 amino acids. The record is from RefSeq and is a predicted model, not a curated record.